Messenger RNA from Jatropha curcas, 980 nucleotides. RefSeq names its product cytochrome c biogenesis protein family (gene CCMH). The record is from RefSeq and is a predicted model, not a curated record. NCBI's taxonomy places the organism in Eukaryota, Viridiplantae, Streptophyta, Magnoliopsida, Malpighiales, Euphorbiaceae.
AUGUUUUAAAGCACAUGUCGUUUAUCGUUGAUGGAUGCCUCUUGGAUAAAGCUAGCGUUAAAUGACAGGUCCUAUAACUUACAGACGAUUGCUUUCAACUGAACGAACCGUAUUCUGCCGUUUACGGCCAAUACGAAACGUCAACGUUUAUCACCGAAACCAGAAUAUAUAUACUCGGUUCAAAAAAUAAAAAAGAAGAAUAUAUAGACAAAGCUCUCUCUGUUGGUUGUAUUUAUCCUGGUAGAGUUGAUAAAUUUAUUAAUUUUAUGAGAUUUUAGCUGCUGUGAAAUAGGAUUAUAUACCAACUGACAAUGGAAAGCGAAGAUGAUGUGGUGAAGAAGACACAAGUUGUGGAGGCUCGGGCAAGGAAUAUUAGUCACAAUGUUCGGUGCACGGAGUGUGGGAGUCAAUCCAUUGAAGAUUCUCAAGCAGAUAUUGCUAUUCUCCUCAGGAAGCUAAUUCGUGAUGAGAUUCAGUCUGGGAAAACCGACAAAGAGAUCUACAAAAAACUUGAGGAUGAAUAUGGGGAAACUGUACUUUAUGCACCAAAGUUUGAUCUACAAACUGCAGCCUUGUGGCUAUCCCCGCUUCUAGUUGCAGGUGUUGCUGGAGGAAUAUGGGCUUUCAAGAAGCACAGGCAGAAGACUAAUGUACACAUAAUGGCAUUGAAUCUUGUGAGAGGUGUUCCAUUGACUCCAAAAGAGAAGGAAAAUAUGUUGGAGAUUCUCACACCUCCUGCCUCAAAUGCAGCUAGUCCGUCCUUCUGGUGGAGAAAGUGGCGUAAUUGAUAAUGCCUUUCUUCUUUUGACUGCUGCAAAUCUUCUUCAAGCUCUGGAGUUUUGUGGAGGGAACUAAAGUAUUAUGGUAGUGAUCUGAAAUUAACUUGUUUAUAGGGGCUGGAAUUGUUGCAAAAAAGAAACUUAAACCAUUGGAGGAUUUUGAAUGUAAUAGUGUCCAAUUUUACUAUUCAGCUUUGCUUA